GAAAAAGAUAGUGCGAAUGUUCACAUUAGUGCAGGUGAAAGAAGCAUGGGGCACAAGAGCACGGCAACAGGAAGGAAGGUGCAGAGGUGCAUUUGUGUUUUGCCACAGUUGCUCAUAAGACGAGGCACCGCCCCGCUGGAGACGCGCCGUCGCACGUAUUAAUCAUCCAUCCCUGCACUGAGGCGGACGAGGCGGCCGAGCUCCUGUUGACGGGAUUCAAUAAUGAGAAGGAUCAAAUCCAGAACCAUCUUGUUGGUGGUAACCUUUGGUCUGCUGGUCCUCUAUAUUUGUAAAGAUUUGAGUGACCACAAAACGAAUUUCCUCCAAAUAAAUGUGGGUGAGGAGGACAGUCAAGCAAGGCAGGCCACCACAAAGACAUCCUAUGUAUACUCCUGGCCGAGGUGUCAACAAAAUGUGUCUGCUGCCAAUGUGACAGGCUUCAGCUCUCUUCCUGGUAAUAUACAAAACUUCCUCUACUUUCAACACUGUCGACAUUUCCCCAUGCUACUGGACCUUCCCGACAAAUGCGGAGGAGCAGAUCAAUCUGCAGAAGUCUUCCUCCUACUGGUCAUUAAAAGCGCCCCUGAGAACUACGAUCGCCGAGAAGUACUGCGCAAAACCUGGGCUAAAGGGAGGUUACAAAACGGUGUGUGGAUCCAGAGGAUCUUCAUCUCAGGAACAGCAAGUUCUGGUUUUGAAAAAGAGAGACAGAACAAACUCCUUGAACUGGAGCAACGUGAGUACAAUGACAUUCUCCAAUGGGACUUUCAAGACUCCUUCUACAACCUCACCUUGAAGCAGAUACUCUUCCUCGAGUGGAUGGAAAGAAACUGUCCCAACGCUCGCUUCUUGCUAAACGGUGACGAUGAUGUUUUUGCAAACACAGACAACAUGGUCGAGUUUCUCCAAGGCCUCAAGGACAAUGAUGGAAGCAAGCACCUCUUUACCGGCCAUUUGAUCCAGUACGUUGGGCCCAUUAGAUCAUCCGGGAGCAAGUAUUUUGUCCCAGUUCAAGUACAGGAGUCAGAGGCGUAUCCGCCUUAUUGUGGUGGUGGGGGCUUCCUUCUGUCUGGCUAUACAGCUAUGGUCAUCUACAACAUGUCCCACUCCAUCCCCUUCCUUCCUAUUGAUGACGUUUACAUGGGGAUGUGUCUGGCCAAGGCAGGACUAGGUCCUGUUCACCAUAUAGGUGUGAGGACUGCAGGGAUGCACAUUCCCUCCAACAAACUAGAUUAUUAUGACCCUUGCUUUUACAGAGAGAUUUUAUUGGUACACAGAUUCCUUCCAGCUAACAUGUAUCUAAUGUGGCAAAGACUACAUGACCCCUAUCUGAAAUGCAAACACAAGCAGAUACCCCUGUGAUAGCAUCAGGGCGGAACAUGCAGGUGUCAUCAAACUGGCUGUUGAUGGCUGGUCUAUGGCACGUGGUCUAAUGAUACGGCUGCAGGUUUCACUUAAACUAGAAAAAUGAAUCCCACCCUACCCAAAGGUCAUUUUGUGCUCUUAUUUGCAUUUAUUUUUAUUUUGUUCACAUACAGGAGGUUAUGCCCAUUACAUUUGUAGGUUGUCUGGCCCUGACUGUAAAGAGUUGGGAAGGUGUAGAACAUGUCUUGUCAUACAAAAUAUGAAGAAACAUACUUUGGGUUACGUUAUACUAAUAUUGUUGCAAUUGGUUUGUCCAGUCAUAAUUACCGUAAAAAGCAGUUUCUGGCACAGUAUUUAGUUUAGUUUAGUUUUAGUUUUAGUAGAUACUUUAUUUAUCCCGAGGGAAAUUCAGGCAUCCAGCAGCAUUUACUAGCAUAUAUACAUUAAACAUACAUCAAUCCUACAUAAAAUAAAAAUACAAAAUUUAAUUAAAUAUUCAACUAACUAUAAAAACUAGCUUAUUACUACAGUGCAAAACGUGAAAAUGUGCAAACGAAGGUUGAAAUAAAUUGUCCUUUCCUAUUGUCCUCCCUGCCUCUACUAGGAGCUGUUGUACAGUCUUAUGGCCAGGGGGAGGAAAGAGUUUUUCAGUCUGUUGGUGGAGCUGUUUUGAUUGAAGAUCACAGAUUGCGUCAUUGAAUCUGUGGGUGGAUUUUUCUUUAAAUGAUUAUUGCAUGUGGGAGAGUGCUUUUAAAUUUUUUUUUUAUAAAAUAUCUGUCCACUUGGUCAGUGUGAUAGUUUUUUAACUAGGGCUGGGUUUUGAUCCAUGAUACCGACUCAUAGACUGUAUAUAAAAAUAUACAUGGACGUAGACUGUUAGACUAUUGCUAUUAUGUUAUGUUAUCUUGAGUUUAAAAUCAUAUAUGUGAUAUUUAUUUAUCCUUCGAUGUAGGCUGUUAUCUAUCUGUUAGAGCAAUAUGUUCAGUGACAUUUUAGAUCAAUCAUAGUCAAUCACUGUUACAGUAACAUAUUAAAAAGUUGUUUUGCCAGAUUUGUCAGAUACAACAAGGUAAUCCAAGUAAUAACGAAGCCAGUGGAUCUGCACAAAGGACUCAAGUUUAAGGAUUUGUCGAUGAAAAAAGUUUAUUGCACUGACUUUUUAAAAAAAAAUGAAUCUAUUGAAUUAACAAUGAACUUGUGAAUCUUUGUGACAAAUGAUGUGAUUGUAGAGCUAAAUGUGCUAUGUGAAUAACAACGCUGAAUAAAAAUCCAAAUAAUCAUUAGAAUGACGAAUGUGUAAUGUUAACAUGUACAUUUAUUUAUUUGACAGCAGCUUUUGUCCAAAGCAAUGCACCAAUGAGGUUUAAUCCAAAAGAAGUGCCACACGGUUGUAGGGGGCAUAAAGUAACAUAGGCAAGUGAUGAAGAAAUUAUUUUUGAAGAGACAGAGAGACCAAGGCAGAAAGGAGAAAAGCAUGAGCAUGUGCUCACAUAAUAUGCUUACAUGGUAUAAUAAUGAUAAACAUUUAUGUUCUUGCUUUUUAAAGCACUGUGAAUUUGUCUUGUGUCUAACUGGUGCAAUACAAAUAAAACUUGCCUUAUUGAUUGUAACUGUUGUUGUUUUUUGAAGGCAUUUACUUUGUGAAAUGUGCCUCAUAAAUAAGUUUGUAUUGAAAUCCAAGUUGACUUCACAAUAAACAAUAUUACUGACCGUU
Scophthalmus maximus (turbot) is the source of this 3079-nucleotide messenger RNA. RefSeq names its product N-acetyllactosaminide beta-1,3-N-acetylglucosaminyltransferase 3. Gene Ontology annotation, cellular component: membrane. The record is from RefSeq and is a predicted model, not a curated record. The transcript has 2 exons. Bases 223 to 1362 code for a protein of 379 amino acids. NCBI's taxonomy places the organism in Eukaryota, Metazoa, Chordata, Actinopteri, Pleuronectiformes, Scophthalmidae. Gene Ontology annotation, molecular function: hexosyltransferase activity.